Diospyros lotus (date-plum) is the source of this 1069-nucleotide messenger RNA. Its product is annotated as pathogenesis-related thaumatin-like protein 3.5. The coding region runs from base 56 to 931 and encodes 291 amino acids. The record is from RefSeq and is a predicted model, not a curated record. NCBI's taxonomy places the organism in Eukaryota, Viridiplantae, Streptophyta, Magnoliopsida, Ericales, Ebenaceae. The transcript has 3 exons. Gene Ontology annotation, biological process: defense response. Gene Ontology annotation, cellular component: extracellular region.
CUUCCUUCUCCUCUUCAACUUUCAACCCAAUUACCAACGCACCAGAGAGGUGGCAAUGGCAUCAGCAUCACAAUAUCACAGUCCCACUCUGUUGCAAUGUGCUUUGUUGGUUCUCACUCUGUUCUCAUCAGGGCCAAAAGUAUCGGAAUCGGCAAGAGUAUUUACAAUAAUAAACAGCUGCAAGGAGACAAUCUGGCCGGGAGUUACGCCGGGAGAGAACUUCAACGGCGGCGGCUUUGCCCUAAAACCAGGCCAAUCCAUCGUCUUCACGGCCCCUGUCGGCUGGUCCGGCCGCAUUUGGGGCAGAACCGGCUGCAAGUUCGACAAGGCCGGCAACGGGUCAUGCCAGACCGGGAGCUGCGGCUCGACCCUCAAGUGCGGGGCCUCAGGCGAGCCCCCGGCCUCCCUCGCCGAAUUCACCCUCGCGACGCUCGAUUUUUACGAUGUCAGCCUCGUCGACGGCUUCAAUGUACCGAUGGUGGUGACGCCGAUCAACGGCAAGGGCAACUGCAGCGUGGCCGGCUGCGAUUCGGACCUGCGGCAGAACUGCCCGUCGGAGCUGGCCGUUAAGGCCAACGGGAAGACGGUGGCGUGCCGGAGCGCGUGCGACGUGUUCGACACCGACGAGUAUUGCUGCCGGGGCGUUUAUGGAAAUCCGGUGAUUUGUCAGCCGACGUAUUACUCUAAAACGUUCAAGUCGGCGUGCCCCACGGCUUAUAGCUACGCCUAUGAUGAUCCCACCAGCAUUUUCACAUGCUCUGGAACUGACUAUGUCAUCAACUUUUGCUCAUCCAGGAAGCGGCCGGUGUGCACGUAUCACAAUCGCAAGCUGGUGUGCAGUGGAUCGGAGGGCUUGAAAUCCUUGAUUGGAAGAUGGUGGAGCUUCAUGAUUGGAUUGCCCCUACUGAUUAACCUGUGGAUCGUCAUUUAAGCGAGCAUCAUCAUCAUGGUCUUUCAUUCUUGAAUUUAAGAGUUACUUAUGCGUCUCUUAUUGAUUUGUAUGUAUGGAUAUGUUUGGUUUACGUGUUUUUUCACUCUAAUUUGUUCAAAUUUGAUGAAAUAUAAUUAA